This is a messenger RNA of Dreissena polymorpha, 5340 nucleotides long. Its product is annotated as ATP-binding cassette sub-family G member 1-like. Gene Ontology annotation, cellular component: plasma membrane. Lineage: Eukaryota; Metazoa; Mollusca; Bivalvia; Myida; Dreissenidae. Gene Ontology annotation, molecular function: ATP hydrolysis activity; ABC-type transporter activity; ATP binding. The transcript has 16 exons. Bases 138 to 2273 code for a protein of 711 amino acids. The record is from RefSeq and is a predicted model, not a curated record.
UAUCAUUUUAUUGAGAUCGCUCGACACGAGCGGAGGAAAUUGACGAAAAAAAUGGCUGACACGCAAUAUGUGAACAUAAAGGAAUGACAUUAUUUGCGUGGAAAAUCGUUAAAACAACUUAACCAAAUUCAAAAACGAUGGCGGAGUUGCUAUCUGUCCACGUUCAUAUACCAUUGAAAGAUGACAUUACGUUGAAACAAUCCAAAAGUGCUGGAAUUUUAAAGGCGGGCGACCAAUCCUCGAAAGCUUCUAGCAAAUAUGACCUUCGCAAGAAACGCAAUUUUGACAUAGAGUUCCGAGAUCUGAAGUAUGUGGUGAAAGAUGGACACCAAAAAGGUACUAAGGAAAUACUGAAGGGCAUAUCUGGCCAGUUUAAAUGCGGAGAACUCACAGCCAUCAUGGGCCCAUCUGGCGCAGGGAAGAGCUCCCUAAUGAAUAUCCUGGCUGGAUACAGGGUCAGCGGCAUCGAGGGGGAAAUCCUGGUGCGCAAGAAGGAGCGAGACCUGCGCUCGUUCCGCAAGUACUCGUGCUACAUCAUGCAGGACGACCACCUGCUGCCCCAUCUGUCCGUGGAGGAGGCCAUGAUGUGCUCGGCCAACCUGAAACUGGAGGAGAAGAUGCCCAUGUCUGAGAAGGAAUACCUGGUGGAUGACAUACUUGAGACUCUGGGUCUCAUGGACCACAAGAAGACUCGGACCAGCAACCUGUCGGGCGGUCAGCGCAAACGCCUCUCCAUUGCCUUGGAGAUGGUCAACAAUCCACCUAUCAUGUUCUUCGAUGAACCAACCAGUGGUUUGGACAGCUCUUCCUGUUUCCAGUGUUUGUCACUGUUAAAGAGCCUGGCAGCAGGGGGUCGCACCAUCAUAUGUACCAUCCACCAGCCCAGUGCCAAGCUCUUCAUGAUGUUUGACCAUCUGUACAUGCUUGCCAAUGGGGAGUGUGUGUAUGGGGGCGGUAUCAAGCACCUGCUGCCGUACUUCAAGUCCCUGGGUAUGGAGUGCCCUGCCUAUCACAACCCUGCAGACUAUGUGAUGGAGGUAGCGUCGGGCGAGGCCGGAGAAGACAAAGUCAAACAGCUUGUGGCGUCCGUUAGGUCUGGCAACAUGGACAAGUUUGUGGCCAGUCAGGCACAGGCGUCUUCAAACAGGACUUCCAAGAGCAGCAUGUCUUCAAUAGCCGAGGCCCCAGAGAUUGAUGUAGAUCCCUCGGAGAACGAUCAUCUGCUUACAACCAGGAACGACACCACCUACGUACCUGGCGAACACUUCCUCUCCUGCAAUGAGAAAAGCUCCGAAAUUGCGUCGACUUCAUCAAGAGCUAGUACACCUAGUUCUGAUUCUGGCAACAAGAGUGGAUAUGAUUCUGAGUCUGAAUCGACACUCAGCGAGGACAUGAAGGGCGAAAAUGACUGCCACACGUUUAACACAUCCUCGUUUACACAGUUUAAGAUCCUCUUCUUCCGCACUUUCAUGUCCAUCAUGCGGGAUGCGACUCUGACCCGUCUUCGGUUGAUCGCCCACCUGAUCGUGGGCAUUCUGAUUGGCCUGCUGUACCUGGGCAUCGGUAACGAGGCGACCAAGGUGUUCAACAACGCCGGCUGCCUCUUCUUCACAGUCCUCUUCCUUAUGUUCUCCGCUCUCAUGCCCACUGUAAUGACAUUUCCAAUGGAGAUGACUGUGUGCAUAAGGGAGCAUCUGAACUACUGGUACAGUCUUAAGGCGUACUAUUUUGCCAAGACAAUGGCCGACCUCCCCUUCCAGAUCAUCUACCCCCUGAUCUACGGCAGCAUCGUGUACUUCAUGACAUCACAGCCGAGUGACCUGAUGAGAUUUGUGAUGUUCCUGACCCUGGCAACACAGACCUCUCUUGUGGCCCAGUCACUGGGGCUGCUAAUAGGGGCCGCUACAUCUCUUCAGGUUGCAGUGUUCUUGGGACCAAUAACAUCAAUACCUCUACUUCUGUUCAGCGGGUUCUUCGUGAACUUUGACACCAUACCAAUCUAUCUGCAGUGGAUAUCCUACAUGUCUUACAUAGGGUAUGCCUUCGAAGGUACACUCCAGGCAGUGUAUGGCUUCGACAGGGAGUCGUUAGACUGUGAGAAAGAUAUACGCAGUCCGGAAUGUCGCCACUUCGAUCCGGAAACCAUUUUGUCUGACCUUGAUGUUGAUAAAGCAAAGUUCUAUGUAGACUUCAUAGUUCUGUGCGCGUUCUUCGUUGUCCUCAGGGUCAGCUGUUAUUUUGUCUUGCGUUGGAGAGUUAAGGCCCAGAGAUGAACAAGUUUUGAUGGUUAAAUCGUAGAUAUAGACCUUUCCGGUUAAACAUAAUGAUGGAUAACUUUCUUUUUAUGGAAUCAUCAAGUGAUGAAGGCCUGAAUGACAAUAGCUUAAAUGGUUUCAGCAUCCUCCAAAAUGUUAAAGACUAGUCUUGGUGAAAUUAUAUUAAUAAUAAUUUCUUCUUAACGAGUUCCACGUUUCCAUAGAGAUUUAAGGUUGAGAGUUGAAUAUGGAAAAUGAAAUCCAGAUAUCUCCACAUUUUAAUGACCUGACCCGGUUGUAUUUAUCACCUUUCCGGUUUUCAAUCAUCAUCUGUCCGAGAUAUGAAGACCCAGGUGUGAUAUGGUCAAGGCGAUUGAUAAUUACUCUCUCUUUAAGGGACGAUUCUUUCGAUAGAAGUUUGGAGUCCAGAAAGAAAGGAUUGGGCUGUCUCCUUUAUUUAGGUAACUUGCAUAGGGCAAAAGAUGUUAGUUACUUCUCUUUCAAAGGAUUUAUUUAUAGGUGUGAAAGGUUGUUAUUUUACUGAGAAAAAUACAAUGUAUGGAUAGUAUUAAAUUAUAUUGUACAAGUUUUUUUACACGUGUACUUCUUCGACACUUACUUGAAGACAAUUUUUCACAAGAAAUAAUAUUUUUGUUUGAUGUCUGCACGGCAAUACAUGAUUUUCUUUAUUUUAGAGGUGGUCUUCAUUUAGUGGAGGGUUACUUGCGACAAUCAAUUAUGUGUAGUACACAUUGUUAUUAAAUCUUUUUAAAGGUUGAUAAAAAAAAUCUACAUGUUUUUUUUUUAUUAAUCUCAUUACAGCUAAUAAAAUGAAAUCAGCGCAAAGAUAUUUUUUGCAAUGAUAAGGACCUACAUGUAUGUACUCUGUACUAAGAAAUUUAAAGUAACACUAACCUUUUUGUGGGAAAUAAAUGACAUGUUUUUAAUGGUCAAUGCUCAUUAAAAACAAAUCCCAGGAAAGGUCAUGAUAUUUGUUAACAAUAAUACUGAUGUUUGGAACAUGUUUGUUACUUCUGUAAAUAUAUAUUGCACUGUGUUUGUAACUGUUCAAGUUAUAAGCAGGUUAAAUUAACAUGUUGACAAUUUUCAAACUUAUCUGCAACUUGAGGGUUUAGCAUGUAACUGGUGUAUCUUCUUCACAUUUUUAUAUAAGAUGCAACAGUUUUGCAUUUAACCCUCAAAUGAUUGGAGAUUUUGUUUCGGGUUGCCAAUUGCUGUUAAAAAAGUCAAGGUUUGCAUUUGAAACUGUAUUAUCUGAUUGUAAAAUGUUAUUUGAAGUUUACUUGCAUUAGGUAUUAUCUUCACACAAUAUUCUGAUGGUCUGCACUGAACACCUUAUGAUGCAAAACUAUGUUUUUUUUUAACCCAUUUAUGCCUAGUGGACUCUCCCAUCCUGCAAAAUUGGAUCAAUUAAUUAUGGAUGUCUAGUAUAUUUAUUUCUAUAUUUAGAAUAUUUCUUACAAAAAUUCCUUUAAGCAAACAGUGCAGACCCUGAUGAGACGCCGCAUCAUGCAGCGUCUCAUCUGGGUCUAUGCUUUUUGCAAAGGCCUUUUUUCUAGAUGCUAGGCAUAAAUGGGUUAAUCGCAAAACUAACCGAUUGAUGUAUGGACACUGCCAUGUAACCAACAAUUCAUUUUGUUAGAGUUCAAUUUUAUUGAAAUGGUAAUUUAAUGGAACAAGUGAUGUACAAAACCCUAACACAUGUUCUGAACCUGUUAAACGUCUUGUGGAAGAUUCAAUUGUUGUUUUCUUUCAAUUGUUGUUUUCUUUAUGUAUACUAAUUUUUAAUUUAUUAUAUUAAAUUUACUGAAUGCAGUUAAUGUUGAUAUGCACAGUUACUGAUAUUUAACCAGGUUUUCCGAAGGAAAAAACUGGUUAUUAGAUUGGCGAAUGCGGGCGGGCUGGCGGGCUGGCUGGAUGGCGGGCUGGCUGGCGGAAUAAGCUUGUCCGGGCCAUAACUAUGUCGUUCAUUGUCAGAUUUUAAAAUCAUUUGGCACAUUUGUUCACCAUCAUUGGACGGUGUGUCGCGCGAAAUAAUUACGUCGAUAUCUCCAAGGUCAAGGUCACACUUUGAGUUCAAAGGUCAAAAAUGGCCAUAAAUGAGCUUGUCCGAGCCAUAACUAUGUCGUUCAUCGUCAGAUUUUAAAAUCAUUUGGCACAUUUGUUCACCAUCAUUGGACGGUGUGUCGCGCGAAAUAAUUACGUCGAUAUCUCCAAGGUCAAGGUCACACUUUGAGUUCAAAGGUCAAAAAUGGCCAUAAAUGAGCUUGUCCUGGCCAUAACUAUGUCAUUCAUUGUGAGAUUUUAAAAUCAUUUGGCACAUUUGUUCACCAUCAUGGGACGGUGUGUCCCACGAAAGAAUCACGUCAAUAUCUCCAAUGUCAAGGUCGCCACGACUAAAAAUAGAUUUAAAAAAAAAAAAAAACUUACAAAGGGGGUUAAUUUUUUUUGGUCAUUUCAAAAGUUCAGUUUGAGUUUUCUCCCUUUAUCAGAUUUUUUUUUCACAAUGAAAACCUGGUUUUGUGACAAUUUUGUCCCUUGUUUAUAAAUGUUAUUACAUUUUUGUGUGAAUGCUUGAAUGUUAAAAUUGUUGCUAGUAAAUAUGGUAUUGUUUUUGUUUUGUUAUGGUCUUGACCAGUACAACAUAUGUGCUUUUUCUGCUGUGUUAAGCCUUUACCUAUGAGAUUCAUAUUUUGACCAAUUUGUAGUUUCUAAGAAAGUCAAAUUUAAUUAAAAACCUAGCAAGAUAUAUAUUUUAAAGAUAUAUAUUUUAAAGGCUUCAUUUCCAACCCUUAGAUACUGAUGAGCAGCAAACAAACAGCAUAAAACCUGAACAGACUGCGAGCUACUCACAGGCUGUUCUGGUUUUAUGCUCUUGCACAUAGCUACCCGGUAUUUUCACUUUGCUUCUGAGUGGGAUAGGGUUAAUUCGGCUUUACAUGUUUUAUAGUUCAUCAUUCAGCAAGAAUAUUACGCAUAUUUGUGUAUAUGAAUUAUUUAAAUCAUCAUUGUUAACAAACUGCAUACACCAUUUCAGAUUGUCAAUAAAGCAUUUCAAAAUUAA